Dentiscutata erythropus is the source of this 465-nucleotide messenger RNA. The record is from the annotation of a GenBank genome assembly. Lineage: Eukaryota; Fungi; Glomeromycota; Glomeromycetes; Diversisporales; Gigasporaceae.
AUGUGUCAUGUUUCUAAUUCAUUAUUUUUGGAUUCUAAUCAAACUAUACAAAGGGAGAGUAAAAAACUAAAUCAAUUAUAUCUUAUAUUAGAUGAACAACAUACUAUAUAUCCAUACAUAAAAAUUCUUAAAAAGUUAUUUGCUCCACAGUUAGAUAAAGGAGAAACAAAACAGCAAUAUCUUGAUCUAAUUUAUAGUCAUAAUUCUGAUAAUGAAAAAAGUACAGAUAAGAGUUCAAGCUCAGUUAGUGACAAUAAUAAUAAAGUUGGAGUAAAAAGAAAAUUUAAAUCAAAAAAACAAGUACAACAAACCACUAAUAUUGAAAAUAAUAAAACUGAAUACUUGCCUUCUAUUAGUCCAAAUGGUUUGUUACAAAGAGUUUGGGCUACUAUAUUUUUGUUUCUAGAUGAACUUUGGACUAUACCUUCUAAUAUUGCAUUACUGAUAUCUAUUCUUGAUCCAUAG